Molecule: messenger RNA, 933 nt
Organism: Pediculus humanus corporis (human body louse)
Lineage: Eukaryota; Metazoa; Arthropoda; Insecta; Psocodea; Pediculidae
Product: RWD domain-containing protein, putative
Exons: 2
Coding region: 1-933 (310 amino acids)
Molecular function (GO): protein binding
Source: RefSeq, a predicted model, not a curated record
AUGUUGGAAUGUAAGGAUGAAAAAGAAGAUUUUUUCAACUUAUCGGUGGUUAAUCAAGAUGAAGAUGAUAAAGAAUUUGACGUGAAAAGUCAAAAAGAAUGGCUCGAGAUGCAAAUAUCCGAAUGUGAGAUGUUACAAUCGAUGUUUCCCAGGUCUGACGAAUUAUCUAUUGAUUAUGGAAUUUUAGUAGAUGUUCAAGAUUAUUUGUCAGGGAAAUCGUUAGUAAAACCCCCUCAAUUAAAUUAUACCGUACAUUUAAAUAUAUGCGAUUCGAAAUUGGAUGUAAUAAUAUUUCUCCCAUCGGAAUAUCCUCACGUCAAACCCGAAGUGUAUGUUAGAAGCGAUCAAUUAAAUAGGAAUCAGCAAAAUACUUUAAACGAAUCAUUGUCUAAUUAUAUUUCAAAUCUUGAAAAAGAUGAAAUCAUUAUUGGUUCAAUAAUUUUUUGGUUACAGGAAAAUGCAGAAACAUAUUUUCUUGUGUCAAAAAAUGAAGUAAAAGACUCUGUGAGCAAUGUUAAAAAAGAGGAAAAUAUUUUUAAUAGAUUGUGGAUUUAUUCUCAUCAUAUUUACUCCAAAGUCAAAAGGAGAAUAAUUUUAGAUUUGGCAGAUGAAUAUGUAUUAACUGGAUUCUGUCUACCUGGCAAACCUGGAAUUAUUUGCUUUGAAGGAUAUGAAAAUAAUUGUCAGGAAUCAUGGAAAAAGUUAAAAAGCUUGACAUGGAAAAAAAUUCUAUGCAUAUCAAAAGAAAGAGUUGAAGCAGAUUGUGAUAUAGAUAAUUUAAGAAAAUUUAAAAAUUUUGAAGAAAUAUCAUUUAGCAAUUGUAGAAAAAAAAAACAAGAUCAUCAUAUGGAUUUAGGAGAAUUUUACAAAUACUUAAAAACAUAUGAAUGUGAUUAUAUUUUUAAAACAUAUUUCGGAAUGGAUGGAAAAUAA